AUGUGUCCUGCUACCAUGGCGACGGUGACUCCUCCCCUCACGUUCCUCUUACUGCUACUUCAAAUGGCUGACGGCUCAUUCCCAGAGGAACCCAACCCGCUCAGCUAUGUCCCAGUGGAGGUGGUGAGGAGGUACCCUGUAUUUCUGGGCAGGGCGCACCGUUCGGCUCAGAGACAGGAGCUGCACAUUCAAACCGUCCUCCAAGUUAAUCGCACGCUCUACAUAGGAGCCAGAGAUGACUUGUACAGAGUGGAGCUGGAUAACACGGCUGGAGAUGAAAUGUUCUACAGCAAGAAGCGGACGUGGGAAUCUAAUAAAAACGACAUCCGAGUGUGCCGAAUGAAGGGCAAACACGAGGGUGAGUGCCGCAAUUUCAUCAAGGUGUUGCUGAGCCAACCAGAAGGCCUGUUUGUGUGUGGAACAAAUGCCUUCAAUCCCCUUUGUGCGAACUACACUAGAGACACUUUGGAGUUGGUGGGCGAGCCUGUGAGUGGAAUGGCCCGCUGCCCGUAUGAUCCCAGACACGCCAACGUGGCUCUGUUCGCAGAUGGAAGUCUCUUUACCGGCACCGUGACAGACUUCUUGGCCAUUGAUGCCGUGAUCUAUCGUAGCCUCGGUGACAGCCCAGCCCUACGCACUGUCAAACACGACUCCAAAUGGUUCCGAGAGCCAUACUUUGUGAGUGCCAUGGAGUAUGGACCACAUAUUUACUUCUUCUUCAGAGAGAUGGCCAUGGAAUUUCAUCAUCUCGAAAAGGUGAUGGUGUCCCGUGUGGCCCGUGUGUGUAAGUCUGACCUGGGCGGUUCUCAGCGUGUCCUUGAGAAACAGUGGACCACUUUCCUUAAGGCACGACUCAACUGCUCUGUUCCCGGGGAUUCACACUUCUACUUUAACCUUCUGCACGCGACCAGCAGCAUCAUACACAUGCAGGGCCGAGACGUUAUUCUUGGCCUCUUCUCCACCCCGCCAAACAGCAUCCCUGGAUCUGCUGUGUGCGUGUUCGACAUGCAGCAGCUGGCACAUGUCUUUGAGGGACGAUUUAAGGAGCAAAAAUCCCCUGAGUCAAUUUGGACUCCAGUGCCAGAUGAGGCCGUGCCUAAACCCAGACCAGGAGGAUGUGCAGUUCAAGGCUCCAGAUUCAGCACCUCCACCACACUACCGGACGAGGUGCUGAGCUUUGUGAAGACUCACCCUCUGAUGGACGAAACAGUCCCGCUGUUAGGUCACAGGCCGUGGGUGGUUAAGACUAUGGGGAGGUACCAGUUGACUGCAAUGGUGGUAGACACAGAAGCAGGUCCACACAAGAACAGAACAGUGCUAUUUUUGGGCUCAACCCGAGGAACCAUCUUGAAGUUUUUAAUGAUUCCAAACGGAGAUUUAGUCUCCCACAACAGUGUGUUUUUGGAGGAGGUAGAGGGCUUCAACCCGGAGAAGUGUGGGGAAGACUCUCCUCAGGCUCGCCAGCUUCUGUCCCUGUCUCUGGACAGGACCAGCCACACUCUGCUACUGGCCUUCCCCUCAUGUCUGGUCCGAGUGCCCACCUCCCGCUGUCAUCUCCACUCACGCUGCAUGAGGCUCCCAUUUCAACAAGACGUGGAGUAUGGGAACACCACCUCCCAUCUUGGAGAUUGCGAUGGCAUCUUGCAACAAAGUUUGCUGAUUGAACCAGAGAGCCUGGUCUCCCUGAACCUCUUGGUGGCUUCUGCAGUGUCUGCGUUCACCAUUGGAGCAGCCCUGUCUGGUCUAGCAGUCUGCUGGAUCAUGGCUCACAAACCAUCCAACCGGAGACAUCAUAGUGGUUCUCAGUCAAGUUUACAGCGACGUGACAGAGGCUUGAUAAAUAGUGCUAUGGGAGGCUCUGUUCUAAGUGUCACACGCCAAGCUGGAGGUGAACGCCAGUGCUCUCAAGGUGGAGAGACCCUGUUUGUCAUGCCCAACGGGUGGGUCAAAUCUGGGGAGCUCGACCCUGGUUUUCUACCCACACCAGAACACACGCCCCAACAGAAGCGACGUGGACUCCGACUAUCCGACUCCAACUCUGGAGGGUGGGACACAAGCCAGACAUACCUGGGAGGUGGCUCAGUGGGGUUGGGCUCACCCUGCCGUAUGCCUCCGUCUGUGUAUCUGACCACCAGACUGUUCCAACAGGGUGGGGUGGGGCGCCUCAGCAAUGACGGACGAGGGAACGACACCCCCCGCCAACACUACGUCUGUCUCAGUAAGCAGGAGAAAUCACUGAAAGGGACCCCCAAGGCCCCCCUAAGAAAGUCUGCAGGUGAUUAUGUGUAUCCCAUGACCCCACAGGACUCCCCAGAGCGCCGCAGGGUUGUGUCAGCGCCCAGUGCGCCCAGUGCACCCAGUGCGCUCAAUGCCCCGACUGCCCUGAGUGCACCCAACCCCCCCAUAGAGUACAGCGAGUCUGUGCGCUGGCCACAGGAAGGAUACAUCCUGAGCAGUCACGGCAUGGUCCCUGUUCCUCUACCACCACCCUCAAUGCCUGCCCCCAGUAGUCAGGCGUAUGUGUCCCAACAGCACACUCCUGCACUGAGCAGAGCGCUCAUCCGGGGGGCACUAGAGCGGGGUGAGCUGACCGACUUUAUGGACUUGAGCCAUUUGAUGAAGAAGAGCUGUAAUGAAAGAACUCAGAAUGGACAGUGA
Knipowitschia caucasica is the source of this 2658-nucleotide messenger RNA. NCBI's taxonomy places the organism in Eukaryota, Metazoa, Chordata, Actinopteri, Gobiiformes, Gobiidae. The record is from the annotation of a GenBank genome assembly.